Pocillopora damicornis (cauliflower coral) is the source of this 31339-nucleotide messenger RNA. Its product is annotated as obscurin. Gene Ontology annotation, molecular function: DNA-binding transcription factor activity; protein kinase activity; ATP binding. Gene Ontology annotation, biological process: regulation of DNA-templated transcription; protein phosphorylation. Lineage: Eukaryota; Metazoa; Cnidaria; Anthozoa; Scleractinia; Pocilloporidae. The record is from RefSeq and is a predicted model, not a curated record.
UGGAAAACAAGGACAUAUGUACAUGGUUAUAAUUGACCUUAGGGGCUCAUCCUGGAAAUCUGCCAAACCUCUUCUAAGAACUCUUCAGGAAACAGUUCCAGACAAGGUACAUGAAGUCUAUAUUAUUAAGCCAGAUGCUUUCUGGGAAAAACGACGCUCAGGAACUGGUCUUAGAAAGGAACAAUCUAGUGUUGCAUUUGAGACGACAUUGUUGUCAUCAUCAAGUAAACUUCAUCAGUUUGCUGAGGGAAGUCAAAUUACUCAAGAGCUGGGUGGUACUUUAUCAUAUAACCAUAACAGAUGGAUUGAUACUAGAUUGGAAAUUGAGAAAAUUUCAGAUGAGUCAGUCUCUUUGAAUGAAAAAUUUGAUGAAUUGGAACAAGACCUAGACACCCAUCAGCUAGGUAACGACAUAGCAGAAACAGAUGGCCUGAUUCGUCAACAUGAAACCAAAAGGGCAUUGUUAGAUAAUGUUGCUUAUCCACUGAUCCAAAGAGGAGAACAUCUUAUCAGCUCAAUUAAAGCUAAUGAACCUCCUAUACCACCCAGCCAAAAUUUCACUGGUAGUCCUGCUUCUUUACCAAGCCAAGAGCGUCAACAGGUGGAAGGUAAUGUGACUCAACUAAAGCUGAGGUGCAGCCAGUUGAUGGACAUGUGGGAAAAGAGAUGGAAAGAGUUGAUACAGUGUAUGGAUCUACUGGAGUUUGAUGCAGGAUAUCAAAAGGUGACAAACUGGGUCCUUGGGUCAGGAGAGUCAUAUUUAGCCAAUUCCAAUGAUAUUGGAGACUCUGUUAUCUCUUGCGAGAUCCUUAGGAAAGAGCAUGAGGAAUUUGAGUUGUCUGCCAGGGAAGUGAUAAACCACUUUGCUCAGGUGCGUGAACUUGCCAAGAAAAUGCUCCAGGAAAAUCACUAUGCCUCCAGAGAUAUUAAAAGUCGCAAGGAAUUCCUGGACAGAGGUUGUCGAAACUUUGCCCUGCGGAUGAACAGGAGAAGAGACAUCAUACUGACAUCACUUAAAUUUCACAAGAGUGCAGGGGAGUGCUCAGUUAAUUUGGAUGACUUAUUUGAACUGCUGUGUUCUGAUUCUGUUCUCAUGUACGACUAUGAGACUGCAGAGAGCAUGCUCAGAACAUUGGAAGAGAAGGCUGAGGCGGUUGCCAUUUCGUCUGAAGACACCUUGCGAGAUGCAUUGGCCGUGCAGGAACUGAUGACAAGUCCAAUGUCCAAUAUGCGGGGUGAUGACGUCACUCAGGAUUAUGGGAAGGGUAUUGCGCAUGUGCGGCUUACUUUAGACGAACUAAGAGAGCGGAAACUACGCACGGAUGAGUUGUGUGAUGUGCGCAGAAUCAAACUGCAGCAACUGUUGCAGCUCAAACAGAGCGAACGAGACGCUGAGCAGGCGACUGUGUGGAUAAGUCAACUGCGUGACGCUACAGAACAUAACUUGGGAGAUGUGGGAAGAAACUCAGAGGAUAUCGAGGCUUUGCAACAGGAACACGAGAAACUUGAGACUACAGCUAAAAGUACUUAUGAUUAUGGUCGACAAUUUCUCCAGGCCUCAUUAGUUCUUCGCCGCACUUGUCGCUAUGAAUUGACUCCAAACUACCAAAUGGAGGAAAGGUUAAACAGCGCUUGGAGUGAAUUUUCAUCGGCCAUGGCUGAGCGAGGAGCAAGACUGUCUGUGGCGCUCAUGUUUCAUCGGAGCGCGGAGAAGCUUGUCCAAGAAAUUGAGGAGCACAGAGAGAGAUACAUGCGAGAGGACCUCCUAGAAGACCUCACAGCUGAAUUAAUCGAGGAAGAAAUUCGCCGACACUCUGGCACAAGACAGGCCAUCGACAAAGAAUACGCUGAUACGGUUGCCAUGGGGCAAGCCUUGGUUGACAGAAUGCAGUUACCUCCCCUGUUUGGGGAGAACGGUGCACCAAAUCGGCCUCCUCAUCUCAUCGAGGAAUCUCUGGCCGACUUAGAGGAGAGAAAAAUGGCCUGGGAAAGAGUUUGGCUAGACAGGGACGAGCGCCUACGGCAUUGGUUGAAACUCGGAGACUAUGAGCAACAGAUGCGAGAGCUUCUUCAUUGGGUUAAAGAUAGAACUAGCGAAACAGAAGAGAAAAAACACGUGAUUGGUGAAAACCUGACAGAGGCUGAAGCGCUUAGUGCAGACCUACAGGAACUGGAAGCAAGACUCAAGGAGAAAGAGAGAGAAGUUUCUGAGCUCAUUCAGAUCAUCAAGUCACUACAUGUAGCCUCAACAGAAGAUCAAGCUUCCAGACCCUAUGGAAGGAUGGCAGAUUCUUUAGAAGAGGCCUGGAAUGACCUCAAUGUUCAAUUAGAGGGAAGGAGAAUACUUCUUGACACAUCAGUGGCUUUUCAUCACAGUGUAGAGAAGUUUUCUGACAAAAUCAAUGCCUCAGAAGAUGAGAUCAGCCGAGUCCUUUUAGUGGAAGAUGUGACAUCAUCAUCAUCAUUACUUCAUCAACAUCAAGAACUAAGAAAAAGUGUAUUGGAAUUAUCCAUGCAGACUUUAUCCAAAGGACAAGCUCUCUUGGACAAAUUACGAGAGGCCAGUUCACAUGCUGACAUUAACAAUCGUCAUGCCACAAAAGCAGCAUGUUACAGUGUGGAGCGUAUUCUAGAAGCACUACAGCACAAGCGACAGCAGCUUGAUGAACAGUGGAAAGAGAGAAAAAAAGUUUUGGAGCAGUGUAUGAAAAGAUGCAAGAUUGAUGAAGAAAUAAGAAAGAUCACAAAAUGGCUUAAUGAAGAAGGAGAGGAUUAUAUCAGCUAUCAAGAUUAUGGAGACUCAUCACCUUCAACUCAAGUUCUUCUUGAUGAACACUAUAAAUUUGAGGAAGUGGCAAAGGAAAAAGAAGAGGCUUGCCAGAGGCUUGCUCGAGAAACAGAAAAGCUUGUGCAUGGAAAUUUCAGAGAUGUACAGGAAACACAGCAAAAAAUUACCCUGCUUCUAACAAACUUGCAGUUAUUCAAAGAACGUUUGGAAGACAGAAGGAAACUACUGACAGAUACACUAUCUUUUUACAAGAAAAACAUCAGAGCACAUGAUAAGCUUGAUGAAAUAAGAGACAAAAUUACAGAAGAGAAGCUAACCAUUGAAGAUCAAAAGGAGCUGUAUGGAGCAAUUAAUGCAGCAUCUGCAGCUCAACUGCGAGAUGGAAAGAUACUGCAAGAGAAGAUGGCAGAUGGGAAACACCAACCUGUCAUAGUGAGAAUGUAUGAGGAACUGCAAGAGCGCAGCACAGCUAUGCUUGUUGACGUUGAACCUGAUCCUGCAGACAAGGAAUUUGAAGAUCUCUUUGGUUGGAUUAGGAAUGUUGGUGAAGACUUUCUUGAUAGCAACAUUGCAAUGGGUGAUUCUGUCAAAACAUCACAGGAAUUUCUGUAUUCACAUCAAGAAAUGGAUUCUGAGAGACAGGUUUUUGCAGAUCAAAUGGCCAAAGCUAUUGAUGCAUCUAAUAUGCAACUGAAAAAAGAUAGUGCUAAAGUUAAAGAUAUUCAGGAUCUGUGGAUGAGGUUUUCAGCUCGACUUGAAUACCGGCUUAAGUUGGGGAAAAUGUACUUUGAUUUCCAUCGCCACAGACAACUGCUGUUUGGGAAAUUGGACGAGCUCUUCAAUCAGCUGACAAGUGAUGAGCCUAAGGAGAAUGUUGAUGCAUCACCCACAUUACUUGCACGACAAGAACAACUGCAGGAUGCCAUUCUUUCAGCAUCUGGACAAAUGCAGAGGGAGUCACAGGCACUUCUUGAUGAGUUGCGAAAAGAACCAAGAGAGGAGUGUUUGGACAGAGGGGCAGCUGCUGAUUGCAUACAGAAGUUCCUGGCAACUCUAGAGGCGAGGGUUCAUAAGCUUGGCCAGCUUUGGAACCUAAGAGAAGAACAGCUAAACAAGAACAGGCAGCUGAGUGCUGAGUUUGUGCAGUUUGAAAAAGACACGAGGGAGGUCAUACUAUGGAUCAAAGAACAGAGUGAUACAUUUUUCCCUGUCAAAGUAGACUACAGCUCCCUUCCCAUUGACCCAAGAGAGUUAGAAGACAAGCUGCAAAGGUUCAAAGAUGCUGCAAGGCGUACUGAUGAAGAUGUCCAAGCUCAUCUGCGCGCUGCAGAGGAGCUGUCAGAGGCAGAGGGUAGCUACAAAGCAGCCAUUAGAGUCAUUACAGAUGAACUUCAGAUUGCUUAUCAAAGGUUUAAGACCCUGCUAGCAGAUUAUGAGGUUUUGCUGUCAAUGUCAGCAACAUUUUACACUAGUGUGGAAAAACUUCUCCAAAUGAUGGAUGAAAUGACAUAUGGCCUUCAAAGCCAACCCCUCCCCAGAGACAUCAACAAUGCCCAGCUCCUGCUACAAGACCAUCUUGCCAACUACCAGACAGUUCAAGACCUGUACAGCUUCACCACUGUUAGUGCACAGGAUGUCUUGAGCCGGGCUGCCACUUCAGCAGCUGUCUCUGUGUCUCGUGAUGAAAUCAAGGGCUUCCUUGAGAGAUCAGAAGGAAGACAUGAGGAAUGGAGGUCUCUUUGGGAGCACCAUAGGGACAAGUUGUUAGAAAGUGUGCGAUUGUGUGAAUUUGAGCAGGCUAUCAGUGCGGUCAACUUGACCAUAGAAGAGCACACCAGAGAACUGCUUGCUUUGAACAGAAAGUUUGGAAUCACUUUACUUGAUGCUGUUACUCUGCUUCAAGAGUCAGAUUCAUUUCUAGAGUCUGUCAAGCCAGCUGAUGUGGAAGUUGGUAGACUGGUAGAAGAAGCAGAGAAAUUGAAGCAAUUAAAUCAUCAUGAUGCACCUGCCAUUGUGCGACAAGUUUCUGCAAUGGAAGCCCGCUGGCAGAGAUUUUUGUCCAGGAUGGAAGACCAUAGGGCCAUGCUUGAAGCAUCAAUAGAGUUCCAUCAACUUUAUGAACAGGCAACAGUUUGGAUCAGUGAUAGUGAGCACUUCUUGAAAACCACCCAAGAUGAAGCAAAAAGGUGCAAGACUGAGGAGGAAGUUAUAGACCUUCUGGACAUGUUGGAAGGAUUUGUUAAGCCUGGGCUUAAUAAGCAAGAGGCACGACUGAAGAAGUUGGCUGAACUCUCUGCGAAACUUACAAUGGAUGAGCCUCGUUACCAAGCAAAGGAUCUUAUGACCAAACAGAAACACAUCACUACAAAGUUUGAUCUCAUGGAUAAUGACCUUUUUCGUUUAGCAGAGAGGCUCAGGGAGAGAAAGCAGCGAGGACUUCCUCCUAAGGCAGAAGAGGUAACAACAGAGCGUGUGGAAGCUUACGAGAAAGAAUUGCUGGAGACCACUCCUGACACGUCGGGGUAUGAAAAGCCAAUACGUGUAAAUGUGUUGUCAUCAUUUGUUGAUGGAGUCUUGGGUAGUAAAAGACCUGGGGACUGGGAAGUAUUUGAAGAGGCUGGACCAGCCAAGCGUCCACAGGUUUCAGUGCGAGUGAGAUCAGACAAACCAGUUAGUACAGAAACAGAGCAAAAGAUCGAGCCUAUCAUCAAGUCAGAGAUCCAGGGUUGGUUUGAAGGUGGAAAAGCUCUGAAGCCAGUUGAAAUCCCAGAACAUGAGAUACUGGUUCAUAUCAGUGAAGAUACUAAGCGAGAACCUAAUCAGAUGGGUUUAGCUCCAUGGGGUGUAGAAGUGGUAAAGAAAGAUGUUACAGUGACUUCCUUAGGGCCUUAUGUCAGCACAGACAUUGAAGUCGAAACAGCCCUCCACACUCAAACAUUUCCACCAUCUUCAGCAGACCAAGCUCAGCUAACUAGAAAACGUGUAUGGAAAACGACCACAAGGGAGACCACUACAAGUAUCAAGCAAGAAACAAGAACUGAAGUAGAGAUGUUGGUGCCAGAAAAACCAGAAAUGAUGUCAAAUCUCUAUGUAUUUGGUGCUUUGCCUAGUUCUGAGAAUCUGAGUGUUGAAGUGCGGUCUAAGAAAACUGUCGAAAGUACACCAGACACCUCAGAAAAUACCAGCCCAGAGGAAAUAAACAGGGUGGAAGGAGGCAUGAAAAGAGCUAACGAGAACAUCUGUCGGAAAAUUGAAGACUCUGUAGCAAAUACCCACAAACCAUUGCAGCAUACUAAACAUGCUGAGCUGCUCAUACCCCAACAUGCUGGUUCAGUUCUGAUCUUCACACCACCAGAUACCCCACGAAGGGGGUCAGCUCCUUAUGUUGAUUCUAGCAAGCUACCAAAUGGCCACUCAGUUGAUGAAGGUCAACCGAGGUUUGAGUCUGAAGUGCAUCUCAUGACAACACCUAAUGACUUCAACUUUGAUGCUGUGGAGUUAACUCUUCCAUAUCCCUUUAUGAAUGGGGAAGCCCCUGCCUCAGACAAAGGAGCUAAACUGCGUAGAAUGAAUGCCAUCACUGAUAGGUUAAUUGAAAGUGAGAGCAAUUAUGUGGAUGACUUGAAGUCACUUGCAGAGGAUUACAUCUAUCAGCUUCCCAACGCGCCAUCUCAAUUGGCGGACAAUAAAGACACCAUCUUUAUCAAUUCAGAAGAUAUAUUCUUCUUCCACAAAGUGAUCUUUUGUGACGAGUUAGCAAAGUGCAAAGGAAAUCCAUCAGAGGUUGGAAAAGUGUUCAAGAAGAGGGAACAUGAACUUGACAGAUACAUAACCUUUUGUGAUGGAAAGAGUGAAUCAGAUAGCUUUUUGGAAUCACAUCCAAAGGAUUUCUUCAAGAAAUGUGAAAAUGAAGCGCCUUCUCGUCCCAUAAAAGAACUCUUGGAUCGGCCAGUUGAACGUGUUUUAGAAUAUAAAGCCUUUCUUAGUGAUCUGCUGGAGUGUGGGGAAAAGGCUGAUGUGGACACAGCUGACAUUGAGGCUGGCAAAGAAGUAAUUGAUCGCCUUUGUGCAGAAAUUCGUCAGAAGACCAAGUUUGAGAUCCUUUUGGCUUCUACUCCCAAAGAAGUUGAGUUCUGUAUAGCAUUAGACGACUAUAGAGAUGACCACAACAACAUUUGCCUCAGGAAAGGAGAGACUGUGGUUGUUUUGGAUCGAGUGUCACACCCUGGAAUGUACAAAGUAGUCAAACUUCUCGCAGAUGGUUCCCAAGGCGAUGAAAUUUUGGUUCCAGCAACAGUUCUUCAGCGUAAGAAGUCCACAGCAGAAAUCAUAAUGCCUGCAGAAUACACCGUGAAUCUCAGGUCUAAGCCCGGAUCCAAAUCGCCAGAGGAGGUUUCGGAAAUUUUUGUCCCUGCUACGGAAAGAGAAGUUGUAGAAGUGGCACUGGUAGAGGUCGCAUCAGCUCCAGUUGCUCCAGUAUUCACUAUGCCAUUAGAAAAUCUUAAGGCAGCUGAGGGCCAACCAACACACCUGGAGGUUCGUGUGAGUGGUACCCCAGAGCCUCGAGUAGUAUGGCUUAAGAACGACCUUCCCAUCAGAACUGGAGAGCGCAUUCAUACUGAGAAGGAUGGCAAUUUGUACAGUUUGAAGAUUUCAGAAGUUGAUAUUGAGGAUGGGGGAGUAUAUACAUGCCGUGCUAAAAACGUAGCUGGAUCAGCAACUUCCAUGGCAGACCUGAAUGUUGAAUGUAAGAAGAUAAAAACACAGAGCCAUGUUACUGCACGGCCAGUCAAGCCUGGUGAAUCAGAGGGGGAACUUGACGUGGAUGAUGAAACUGACAGCUCUGUUUUAGCAAUAAAUCUAAAUCAGCUACCCCAGUCAGUGACAUUGACUGUUGAUGGGCAAGAUAGCACUGGGUUUGCACCCAUCGAAGUUCAACUUCCUACACCCGGUGAUAUAAGUGCUUCUGAAAUCCAUUUGAUGACAGAGAGUAGGCCAACAUCUCGUCGAAGGUCUAUUCCCCCCGAAUUCACCACAGAACUUACAGACAAAACAAUUGAAGAAGGAGACUCUGUAGAAAUGCAGAUCUUUGUUACUGGCACACCUCCACCCGAAGUGAUUUGGUAUAAAGAUGAUCAACCAAUCACAAUUUACCCUCACAGGCGCUUCCAUGCAACCAGAGAAAAUGACAUCUGUAGCCUAGAGAUCAAGGAUGCGAGAUGCAGUGAUCAAGGAAACUAUAUAUGCCGAGCGAAGAACACUGCCGGUGAAGUCAGAAAAUCCUGUAAACUAACUGUAAAGCAAGUCACUCCAACAAGCCCUCCUUCCUUUGUUAAACAUUUAAAGGAUGUGCAUAUUGUGGAAGGCUCUUGCACUCGUUUCGAUGUGAAAGUCACAGGAAUGCCAGAACCUGAGGUAGCUUGGUUUAAAGACGGAGUGCCAGUUAAACAAGACAAGCAUUUGGAAAUUGUUCACGAUGAAGACACGUCUGCUUUGAUUCUUAUGUAUGGCACACUAGAAGAUGCAGGUGACUAUGCUUGUAAAGCCAGUAGUGAGGCUGGGGUUGCUGAAUCAUGCGCGCAUCUGUACAUAUCACCUUUACAAAUACCUGCCAAAUUUACGUCACAGUUAGAAAGUGUUGUGGUGUCUGAGGGAGACCCAGUCAAGCUCAAGUGCUCAGUGCUUGGAAAACCAGAUCCCAAUAUAAUUUGGUUUAAGGACCAACAGCAAGUUAACGAAAGUAGCAGGACAAAAAUGAAAGUGUUAUCUGACAACACAUGCUUAUUACACAUUCUCAAGACGGACAUGGAUGAUGAGGGGAUUUACACAUGCGCUGCAACAAAUUCUGCUGGAGAGGAUACUACCUCUACCACAGUGACAAUAAAUGGUAAAGGGAAAGCUCCGGAGUUUACCAAAGCCUUGCAAAAUACUGAGGUUUCAGACGGCAGUCCACUUUGUUUAGAAGUAAGAGUUAAUGGAAAACCAACACCAUUUGUAGAAUGGCUGAAGGACACAAAGCUGUUAAAAUCUGGGCCACGCUUUGAUAUCCAAACAAGAGGAAAUACACAUACAUUUCUAAUUACGAAUUGUAGAGAUGACGAUGGUGGUACGUAUGUGUGCAAGGCAAGGAACAAGUUCGGUACAGCCUCUUGCGAAGCAGUGCUAGUGGUUGCAGAGGAUACUGUACCACCAAGAUUUACAAAGAAACUCUACGACUCUACAGCUGAUUCUGGUAACACCGUUGAAUUUUCUGUCAAGUACAUUGGUAGUCCAGAGCCAAAAGUCAAAUGGUAUUUGGAUGAUGAGGAAGUUUCUGAAGACGACGAAGGUAUGGACAUUGACACAGAACCUGGUUCAUCUUUGCUAGUACUAGAAGACAUAGCACCGAAUGACUCUGGGCAGUACAAAUGCAUUAUAUCUAAUGUAGCAGGCAAAGCAGUCACAAGUGCACAGCUCAAAGUGAGUGAUGAAGGUAAAGAAACAUUCCCAACCAGUAUUCAGCGGGUUGUCGAGGCUGUUCCUCCCCCAGUGGAAAAAAGGCUUAGUGGUAAAGCACCUAUGUUCAUUAAGGAACUUUCAACUCUCCGUGUUACUGAGGGAGAUGCAGUCCGGUUGGAAGUAAUAGUUGAUGGCUCACCCAGACCGGUUGUGCAGUGGUUUGUUGAAAAUGACCAUGUGGUAGAAGACGAGCAUACACAUACAGUCCAAGAGGGAAAUAAGUAUGCUUUGAUUAUUGACGGAACAGUAUUGGACGACGAGGCUGAGUACAAGUGUGUUGCCAAGAAUUCUCUCGGAUUAAUAGAAUGUACAGCUGAACUCUUGGUGGAUGAGAUAGCUAUCAAACCUGAAUUUCUAAAAGAACUGAGGCCAGUUGAAGUUUUGGAGGGGUGUAAUGCACAGUUUGAAGUGGAGAUUCAAGGAAAUCCUGAACCAGACGUUGCAUGGUUUAGAAACAAUGUUCUUAUUGAACCCAGUGAAAAAUACAAACCAAGCUGGACUGAAAACGUCCACAAAUUGGUUAUUCAUAAAACUGUUCUCGGUGAUUCAGGGGAAUUCGCGUGCCAGGCAAGGAAUGAUAUUGGUUUGGUUUGGAGUGUUGCACCCCUCACUGUUAAACCAGGAAGAACUCACGGGAAACCUCCAACCUUCUUGGAAAAACCUCAAAGUACACAUGUAAUGUUAGGGGAUGUUGUUUCCUUCGAGGUGAAAGUUGAAGGUACGCCGAUGCCUACUGUUAAAUGGUUCAAUGAAGAGGGUGAAGAAAUUCCAAAAACUGGUCGUAUUUUUUCCUUGCCUAGUGGUAAAUUAGCAUUCAGUUCUGCGACUCUAGAUGACGAAGGAAUCUAUAAAUGUGUUGCUGUCAAUGAGAGUGGAGAAGCGUCAUGUCAAGUGGAGCUUUUAGUUAAUCAAGGAAAUGCUUGCCAAGAAACUGAAGAUAUUUCUCCGUCACAUAAUGUUGUUGUGGAACGUGAAGUAUCCCUUGAAGGUGUGCUCGGCGUUCUAAAGGAGGCAGAAACGCCGCUACCACCACAAAUCGUGAAGAGGUUAAAGGAUCUUAGUGUAACAGAGGGUGACACAGCACGUUUUGAAGUGCACAUUACUGGAGACCCUACACCUGAUGUAGAGUGGUCCAGCAGUGGUGAGAAGAUAGAAGGAAACGAGGAGACCCUUGUGGAAUGUGAUGGUGAUAUUUACAAACUUAUUCUGAUGGAUGUUCUUCCAGACGAUGAUGGAGAGUACACAGUCACAGCUACAAACAAGAUUGGAAAGGCGUCAUGUACCGGGAAACUCUCUGUCGCAGAGAAGAUUAAGAAGCCUUCUUUCUUGGAUGAACUGAGGAAUGUUGACGUAACAGAAAAUACUGAUGUGCGCCUGGAAGUACGAGUACAAGGCACAGAACCUGAUAUUGAUUGGUACAAGGAUGGCGUUUUAAUCGAAGAAGUUACGUCGAGAACUGAAUUUGUUGAGAACGAAGAGAGAGGAAGUUAUGCUUAUCUCAUUUACGGUGCCACAUCAGAGGAUCAGGGCACCUAUCGUUGCACGGCGGUAAAUGAGGCCGGCCGUGUGUCGUGCGAAGGACAACUGACGGUGAGAGAAAACGUCACUCCUCCCAGGUUUCUCCAGCGCCUCGAAGACAACUCAGUUGUGGAGGGAGGUGCUGUUGACUUGGAGGUUGAGGUCAGUGGGAGACCAAGACCAGCUUUGAAGUGGCUGAAAGAUGGGAGCAUUGUUGUUCCAGAUGAUCGUUUUAAAAUAGACACAGAAGGCCGUAUUCAUACAUUGCAGAUAACUCAAUGUAUGCUUUCAGAUGGAGGGAAAUACACUUGUACUGCUUCUAACAGUGGCGGCACGGAUACUUGCUCUGCUAAUCUGCAAGUCGAAAAAGAGAUGCACGCCCCAGAAUUUGUUGUUCGACCUGAAGGAGCACACAUUGUCGAGGGAAGCCAAGCCAGAUUUGAGGCAGUUGUUUCUGGUCUACCAGAACCCGAAAUUGAGUGGUUCAAAGAUGGAAAACUUGUACGAAACAGUCACCGCUUUGAACUGGAGUUCGACAGAAAUCGAUCCGCUCUUACUGUGAAGGGAGCAAAACAAACAGAUGACGGAGAAUUCACGUGUACAGCUACCAACCAAGUUGGGAAGGUUUCUUGCUCUAUAGAACUUGUUGUUGACGAGGCAGUUGUUGCACCUGAAUUUGUCAAGAAAAUGACAAAUAUAGAGUUAUGUGAGGGUGACUUGGCACGAUUUGACGUUCGGGUGUCUGGCACACCUCAACCAGACAUAAAAUGGUUGAAGAAUGACGAGUCUUUGCGAGGGGAAUCACGAUACGAAUUUCUCUCCGAUGAUGACAUGCAUUCCUUGGAGUUGUCUAAUUGCCUGUUAUCUGAUGCUGGAACAUACCGCUGUACCGCCUCAAAUGAGGCAGGAGAAACGUCUUGCACUGGCGAACUCACUGUUGCAGAAAAGCUGUCCCCUCCAGUGUUUACGGAUGAGCCCUAUUUUCCAAGUUUGAUUGAAGCUGGAGGUGACAUUGUGCUAGAGGCGAUGGUUAGUGGUAAGCCUACACCAACUGUGGAGUGGGUCAAAGAUGAUACAGCUCUUAAGAACAGCAGUCAAUUUAACAUAAAGGCCAAAGAUGACAAACAUACCCUAACUAUUUCUAGUGCUAGCCCUGCUGAUUCUGGAGCUUAUAAGUGCAUCGCACAUAAUACUGGUGGAACGUCCACAAGGACUUUCAACGUUAACAUUGAAGGUGCAAAGCCAAUUAGUUCGACGCCAGAAAUCACCAAGGAACUUGAUGAGGUAGAGGUACUUCAAGGACAACCAAUCACUUUGGAGUGUCAUGUCUCUGGAGCUUCUGAUGCUCACGUGAAGUGGUUUCAUGACAAUGUUCUUCUGACUGACAAUGAGCGAAUAACCACCUCAUUCGAUGGUGUGGUUUGUGUCCUGACAAUCCAACGCUCAAUUCUAGAUGAUGAAGGGGACUAUCUGUGUCAGAUAGAGAAUGACCAAGGUGUCGUGUCAAGUUCUUCUGAAGUGAUAGUGGACGAAGGAAUGGCGUUACCAAUUUUCAAAGAGCCACUGAAAAACACAAGCAUUACCGAAGGCGAGAAUGUCUGCUUUGAUAUCCGUGUUGUAGGAAACCCAGAACCAGUCGUGGAAUGGUUUAAAGAUGGUGUACAGCUUGAAGAUGAGGGCCGUAUUAUGAUAAUUGAUGACGUGGAUGAUGAUCAGCCAGAACUCUUCUCUCUUGUAAUCGAAAAGUGUGAACAAUCAGAUGUUGGUCUGUACAAAUGUAUAGCUAUGAACGAAGCUGGCAAAGAUUCGUGUAGUGCUCAACUGCAAGUCACCUCUUCAUCAGUUGCACAGAAGAGUCCAGAUAUUGCUAAGAUUCCUGUGGAUGUCACAGAGGGCCAAGACGUAACACUGAAGGCUUUGACCAGUGCACAACUUCCCAAAGUCAUUUGGCUUAAGGAUGAUGAACCUUUGAUGCAGAGUACCCACUAUGAUAUUGAUGCUAAACAAGGCAUCCAUACUCUGACAAUAAGAAAUGCCUUACCUGAGGACUCUGGGAUUUACAAGUUUGAUACUAAUGAUGAUAGCACCAGUAUCUUCAAGGUCACCAUUAAAGGGAAAGAUUCUUUAGAUGGCGUCGCACCGGAGGUCACAACAGUAAAUAGUCCUGUGGAAGUACUUGAGGGAAGUACAGCCAAACUGACUUGUGUGGUCACUGGAACACCAUAUCCAAAAGUUACUUGGCUAAUAGAUGGUAGUCCUGUUGAGACAAGUGAGCGUGUCAUUUUCGACUACGAUGGAGAGUUCUCAUCACUUCUCUUCCUAAGCACUGAGCUGGAUGACGAAGGAGAGUAUCAGUGUAAAGCACAGAACGAGAUUGGAUCAGCAAUCAGCACUAUGGAACUUCUGGUAAAUGAACUCAGUGACCUUGAAGAUCAGAGUAAACCAGCGUUUUCAGAGAAAUUGAAAGAGGUCAGCACAUUUGAAGGUGAUACUGCAGUCUUUAGCGUAAAGGUUCAAGGCUUUCCACUUCCUGACGUUCAGUGGUACUCGUCUGAACGGGAAAUUUUAAAAAAUGAGCGGUUUGUUACAGAUUCAGCUGUAGAUGGUCGCCACACGCUCACUAUCAAUGACUGUGUAACUAAAGACAAAGGGAGAUACAAAUGUGUUGCAUCCAAUGUAGUUGGGAAGGCUGUGUGUUCAGCUGGGUUGACAGUUAAGGAAAAGUUAAUCCCACCCCAAUUUUCAGACCAAGAUAGUGGAGCUCCGAUGUUGAUUGAUGAAGGAAGCGAUGUUAUGCUGCAAGUUGAAGUAACUGGAAAGCCAAAGCCGUCCACUAAGUGGUACAAAGACGACCAACCAAUUAGUCGAACCAGUAGCAAGUACAAGACUGAUGUUCUAGGAGAGAGGCAGUCUCUCAAUAUUGUCGCUGCAACACCAGAAGACUCUGGAAUUUAUCAGUGUAGAGCUACCAGCCCGUCUGGGACAAUAACGAGAACCUUCGAUGUUAAUAUAAAAGCAAAACAACCGGAGGGUGAGUCUCCCAAGUUCAUUCAGCCCUUAAAGUCCAAGAAGGUGUUCGAAGGUAGUGCCGCAAAGCUUGAGGUCAGGAUAUCGGGUGAGCCAGAGCCGAAAGUGGAGUGGUUUAAAGAUGAACAACCAAUAGAAGAAGGUGGCAACUUCAGAAUUGAAUUUGACGACACUGAUGGCUGUACGCUCGUCAUCAAUUCUACCAAGACGAGUCAUGAAGGUCUGUACAAGUGCGUGGCUUCAAAUUCAUUUGGAAAAGCUAACUCUGAGGCAGAGUUGCUGGUUACAGGAGACGAUGAAAAUAAAGUGGAGUCCCCAGAAAACUUAGUAACGGUGGAAAAAAGUGUACCGAUAAGUUCAGUACCUUUUGGACCAGUGGAAGUUGCACUCCCAGUUAAAGAGGAGAGCCUUCCUUCAACCUACAAGGAGAAACGUGAAGUGUCAGAGAAGGAGCUUCCACAAAGUAGACCUUCUUUUGAAGCUGUUCAGCUUGUUUUACCUGGACCAGGAGAUGUGCCUUUGAUACCAGACACUAUUUCAGCCUUGGAAUACGAGCCAGUUCAACUGACACUGCCGGGUGCGAAUGAACCCAUUCUGCCUGACUUUAUGGAUGUUCCUAAUGACUUAAAGGUAAAUGAAGGCGCCAAGGUGGUUCUCAAAGUGAGGGUAAUUGGACAACCUGUGCCUGAAGUUACAUGGUUUGUAGAUGACGAGCCAGUGCAACCAAGUGACAAUAUUUCUAUUCGUUCUGAUGGAGAUAAGCAUGAGCUUAUUAUUCAUGAGGCAGAAGUGGAUGAUGAAGGGAUGUACAAAUGUGUAGCAAAAAGUGAGGCAGGAAAAGCUAUCUGCGAAGUGGAAUUGCUCGUAGAAGAAGCAAGAAAGCCAAAAACAGAGGAAUCCCUUGAAGUUCAAAUCACAAAGGAGCUGGAGGACGUUGAAGUUGAUGAAGGAGAACCAGCAACUUUGGAGAUCUGUUUUGUGAGUCGAGACAAACCAGCUGUGUCCUGGUUCAAGGGAAUGAAGCCUGUAGAACCGAACAAGAGAGUCAAAAUUAUAACAGAUGAGCAAAGCAGUAAGCUGAUUAUCAAGAAGACCGUCGGUGAAGAUGAGGGACUUUACAAGUGUUCAGUUAAAAGUGGGACUUGGGAAAUGAAUUCCUCUGCAGAACUUAUAGUGGAAGAACCAAGUGACGACGAAAAAGUGAUACUCAGGAAGCCUGUUCUGGUUCAAAAAUUUUCUGAUGGGGACAUUGUGGAGGGGGAAAAGCUUGAACUGCAGAUCAAAGUGAUUGGCUCCAAACCUGUCACUGUCACGUGGUACAGAGACGAUGAAAAGAUAGAAGCAGACGAUCACUGCAAAUUACUCUCAGACGACGAGAUUCAUGUGCUCAGAGUAAACCAAGCAGAAAUCGACGACGAGGCCAUAUACAAGUGUGUAGUGAAGAAUCCUGCAGGACAAGAUCAGUGUGAGGCACAAAUCCUGGUUGAAGAAAAGACUGAUUCUGUGGAAUUUGUUGAUGCAGAGUUCAGUGAAAACGCUCCUCAUUUCAUCUCACGUUUGCCAGAAGAGAUAGAGGUUCUUGAAGGUGACUUAACACGGCUUGAAUGUCGAAUAGGACUUGCGGCAGAAGUUUCCUGGUUUAAAGAUGACGAACCUUUGGAGGAGGACGAUCGCAUCACCAUUGAAAACGAGGGUGAUGCUUCUGCAGUUGUCAUCUCCUGUACAGAAUUAGACGAUGAAGGUGACUACAAAUGUGUAGUGCAAAACGAGUUUGGUAGAGCCAUGUGUCAGACUGAGGUAAUUGUGGAAGAAGGUGUUAGUAUGCCACUGAUUAAGGAGUCGCUGAAGAACCUUGAGGCCAAUGAAGGUGAUGUGGUUAAGUUUGAGGUUCGUAUCACAGGUAACCCUGAACCGGUGGUGGAAUGGUUCAAGAACGGGAGUCAGUUGCAAGACGAGGGACGUGUGAUCAUUGUUGACGAUGCUGAUGACAAUGACGAAGAGCUCUUUUGUCUCGUCAUUGAGGAUUGUAAAGUUGGUGAUUCUGGGACGUACAAGGUCGUGGCAAUGAGUGAGGCUGGAACUGCCAAUUGUGAGUGCAGCCUGAAUGUUACUCGUACUCAGGUUCCGCCGGAGUUCAAAGAUGAAAUGGAAGAGGUGCCUAUGGAAGGCUCUCAAGGCGACAAUGUGUCUAUGGUUGUGAAUACUGGUCGGUUACCCUCACCAGUAAUUGCAUGGUUCAAGGACGAAGAGCCAGUCGUGUCCAGUUCUCAUCUUGAGAUCUCACAUGACCCCGAUCACUCUAAGCUAAUGGUUCAUCAUGUCACCCCAGAAGACUCCGGUACUUACAAGUGUGUUGCAACUAGUGUAAUGGGUACAAUUACCAAGAAGUUUCUUCUUAAUAUAGAAGGAUCAGAACCUAAAUUAGAACAGACAAUAAGUACUUCCGACUUGCAAGCAGAACCUGUAAGAGAUGUUGCCGCACCGGUGUUCCUAAAAAAGAUGGAUGCUGUUGUAAUUAAUGCUGGAGAGGAGGCCCGAUUUGAUGUUAGAGUUUCUGGCGUUCCAGAACCUAAAGUUGUAUGGUAUCGGGGGUCAAAUGAGGUGAAAGAUGAAGGACGAUUUGUGCACAUUGAUGCCAUUGAAGAAGAUCUGUUCACAUUGGUUAUUGAAAGCAGUGAAUCAGGAGAUGCUGGUCAAUACAAGUGCGUUGCUUCCAACGAAGCUGGUCAAACGUCAUGUGAAGCUCAGUUGAUUGUACGCGAAAAGGAAGUUGACAAAAAACCUCUCAAUGAAAAUGUUCAAGCUAAACCACGAGAAGAGGCCCCCAACUUCUCACAGCCACUGCAGACAGUUGAGGUCAUAGAAGGAACUGAAGCCACUCUUAAGUGUAUGGUCACAGGCAAUCCAGAGCCUAACAUAGCUUGGUUUAAAAAUGGUGACACUGUGGCAGAGGAGAAAAGAUACAAAACUCGAUAUAAUGGAGAGCAAGCCACUUUAAAAAUCCAGAAUACAGAAUUGGAUGAUGAGGGUGAAUACAAGUGCGUUGCUGAAAAUCACCUCGGUUCAGCCUCUUGUUCCGCUGAACUCCUUGUUAAUGAACCAAACACUAUGCCUGAGUUUGAAGAAAAAAUGAAACCAGUUGAUGUCAUUGAAGGAGAACUUGCAAAAUUUUCUGUGAAAGUGGCUGGUAAUCCACCUCCUGUUAUAGACUGGUUUAAGGGAAAAGAUAAAUUAGAGGACGAAGGGCGAAUUGAAAUAAUUGAUGACGAAGACAGUGGUAAUUACACACUUAUAAUCAAUGACACGCUCUUAGGGGAUGCUGGGACAUACAAGUGCAUAGCUUUGAAUGAAGAAGGUGAAAGGUCAUGCAAAGCCGCCUUGGCAGUAAAGGAAGCUGUUACUAAACCUGAAAUAGUAAUUGAACCAGAAGCGACUCCGUUGAAAGUAGCAGAGGGUGAUGUUGUCAGUCUUAGUGCGAUCGUGAAAGGAAAACCUGUUCCCACAGUCGACUGGUACAAAGAUGAUGAGAAGCUGCGGGAAACAAGCCGUUUGAAGAUAGAUGCCAAAGAUGGCGAACACUCUCUUCUUAUUCUGGAAGCCAAACCUGAGGACUCUGGGGUGUACAAGUGUCAGGCAAAGAGCAAAGGUGGUAACGUGGAAAAAACCUAUCAUGUCGACAUAAAAGCCGCACCGCCCGAAGGUAUUGCACCAGUAUUCAUAGAGUCCCUACAGACAGUAGAGGUAGUGCAGGGGUCACCCGCCAAGCUACAGUGUAGAGUUACUAGCAAACCAGAACCAACUAUCGACUGGUUCAGAGACAACGAACCGGUGAAGGAAGACAAGAGGAUCAAGAUCCGUUUUGACGGCGAAUUGUGCACUUUGAAGAUCUUAGAAACUGAGCUUGAAGAUGAGGGCGCUUACAAAUGCUUUGCAAAGAAUGAAUUUGGAUCUGUUUCCUGCACUUCGGAACUUCUAGUUAACGAACCAUACAAGAAACCGGAGUUCACACAGAGAAUGAAACCCGUUAAUGUCACUGAAGGAGAGGCAGCACGGUUUGAUGUCACUGUGGAAGGAAAUCCAAUUCCAGUGGUGGAUUGGUUCCGUGGCAAAGACAAACUGGAAGACGAUGGUCGUUACGUGAUGAUGAAUGACGAAGAGGCAGGCAUCUCCACACUGAUCAUCGAGGACACUCUUCUUGAAGAUGCAGGAACGUACAAAUGCAUAGCUGCGAACGAGGAAGGACAGGCAAGUUGUAAAGCUGCUCUUGCUGUCAAAGAGAAAAUGAUGACACCAGAGUUCACGGACGAAGAACAAAGCCUUCCAUUUAACUUUAUGGAAGGAGAUGAGGCACGCUUAACUGUAGGUAUAAAAGGCAAGCCUGUACCAACUGUGGAGUGGUACAAAGAUGACAAAAAGGUAAGAAAAACCAGCAGAAUAAGAAUGGACGAAAAGGAUGGCAAGUUCUCUUUGGUGAUUUUAGAUGUUACUUCUGAAGACAAGGGAAGCUACAGAUGUGAGGCCUCAAGCAAAGCAGGCACUGUCACUCGUAGAUUUGAUGUAAACGUAGCAGAAAAGAGCCCGGAAGGAAAAGCACCGGAAAUUGUGGAACCUUUAAAGUUUGUUCAGGUCCUUGAAGGUUCUCCUGCCGAGUUAAAAUGCCAAAUAAGCGGACAGCCCAAGCCAACGGUGGAGUGGCUUAGAGGCAACGAGAAAGUGAAGGAGUCCGAGCGUAUACAGUUUGUAAGUAAUAAUGAAACCUUCUCUCUGAAUUUCAAGGAAGCCGAACUUGACGAUGAAGGUGACUACAAAUGUGUUGCCCAGAAUGAGUUUGGCAGUGUGUCUUGCUGGGCUGAAUUUCUUGUAAACAAACCAGCUGCAAAACCGGAGUUCAGGGAGAAAAUGAAGCAUGUCACUGUCCAGGUUGGUCAACAAGCCAGGUUUGAUGUGCUUAUUACGGGAGUACCCAAGCCACAAGUUGAUUGGAUGAAAGACGGUAAGAUAUUGGAAGAACCAGCUGAGAGAUUUACUUUUCUGGAUGAUGAGGACGAGGAAGAUGAAGGGCGCUCCUCACUUACCAUUGAGGACGUAAAACUAGAAGAUGCUGGAAAAUACGGAUGUCUUGCUUUCAAUGAAGAAGGUGAAGUAUUCUGCGAGGCCAACCUUUUAGUGCAAGAGACCCUGAUUGCCCCUGCGUUUGUUGACGAAGCUGAAAGUGCCCCAAUUCUUGCUGAAGAGGGAGGUGAAAUCAAUUUGAGUGCAGAACUGAGGAAAAGCCAACCAGAACUGAAAGUUGAAUGGCUCAAAGAUGACAAAACAAUCAAAGAGGAUCAACGUUUGAAUCGUUUUGUCAUAGAGGACACACACAUGCUGAAAAUUACGGGGGUUGUCCCAGAAGAUUCUGGGUUGUACAAGCUUAAGGCUAGUGGCAAAGCAGGCUCUGUAGAGAGGGAGUUUGAUGUACAAAUUUCAGCCAAGCAGCCAGAGGGUGAUGAACCACAAUUUACAGAGCCCUUACAAGCAGUAGAAGUGAAAGAGGGCGAUGCGACUAAACUUCAUUGUACAGUUACCGCUGAACCACCUCCGACCUUUGAGUGGCUAAAAGAUGGAGUUCGAGUGAAAGAGAGCAGAAGAGUUAAAGUGGAUAGUGAUGGGAUGACAUCCUCUCUCUCUUUUAAAGACGCGAGGCCAGAUGACAAAGGAGAAUACAAAUGUGUUGCCUCUAACGCAUUCGGUUCUGCUUCGUGCGCAGCAGCGUUGAAAGUGAUGGUUCUAUCUAAACCAGACUUUAAAGAGAAAUUGGGAGGGGUUGAAGUAGUUGAGGGUGAUUGUGCCAGCUUUGACGUUGUUGUAGUCGGUUAUCCUGAACCGUUUGUUGAGUGGUACAGAGGGACCAUAAAACUACAGAAUGACGAGCGCACUGAGAUCAAAGAGGUUAAGGAUCUUGCCCGUUUUUCUCUUACCAUUAAGGAUGUUAGUCGUGAUGAUGCUGGGAUCUAUAAAUGCGUGGCCUCCAAUGAAGCUGGAAAGACCACAGUACGUGGUGAGCUCUCUGUGAAGGAGAGGCUGUUUGCUCCUGAAAUUCCUGAAGGACAGGAAGAGGCCCCCAUUACAGUUACAGAAGGCGAUGACUGUAAUUUGAAUACAACGAUCGUUGGGAAGCCGAAACCUGACGUGAAAUGGUACAAAGACGAUAAACCCCUUCGCGAGAGUACAAGGCUUGACAUCAAAGCGCGUGGAGAUAAACACUCUGUAGUGAUUCUUGGCAUCCAGACGAAUGACUCUGGUGUUUAUAAGUGUGAAGCUAAGAGUAAGAUGGGAACUGCAACCAGAAAGUUUGAUGUCAGAGUACGAGCCGAGAAACCGAAAGGAAUAGCACCAGAAAUCUUAACACCCCUCCAAAACCUUACAGUUGUGGAAGGUAAACCAGCAAACUUGGAGUGUGAGGUAAAAGGAGAACCACAACCCAAUAUUGAAUGGUUUAAAGAUGGCGAGCAAGUGAAACAGUCGGAGCGCAUCAACUUGAACUUUGAAGGCAAUUUUGCUUCUUUAUCGUUCAAACCAGCUGAGCUUGACGAUGAGGGUGAGUACAAGUGCGUGGCUCGUAACGAGCUCGGCAGUGCGUCAAGCGAAGCAGAGCUUCUGGUGGAAGAAGCUGAAACCAAACCAGACUUUAAAGAAGAGCUGAAGAAUAUCAGUGUCUUGCCAAGGGCCGAAGCCAGGUUUGAUGUGCGUGUUGUGGGUGUACCGCCACCAGAAGUUGACUGGUUUAAGGGAAAACAAAAGAUCGAAGAUGAGGGUCGCUUUAUUUUGAUUGAUGACGAAGAGGACGACCUGUUUUCUUUAGUGAUUGAAGAGGCAAGGCCAAGUGACAGCGGUGAAUAUGAGUGUGUUGCAUUCAAUGAAGUCGGUGAAGUUUCAUGUAAAAGUAAAUUAAUUGUUGGAGAAACGCUGAUCCCACGAGAAGAGGCUGAAAGUGCGCUGCCUGCGGUUGAAGAAUCCAUCACUGUACCCGAGUCAGCUGCCAAGGUCGAGAGCGCUCUUGUUAUGGAACAGGAAGGAGGGGAUGUGAAAGCUAAGAAACCAGGAGGAAAAGCACCGGUAUUUUCUGAAUCUCUUCAAUCCGUGGAGGUAAAGGAAGGAAGUGAUGCCAAACUACAGUGCACUGUGACUGCUGAACCCAAACCUAACAUCGAGUGGUUUAAAAAGGGAGUGCGGAUGAAGGAAAACAGACGGGUCAAGUUUGAAAGUGAUAGUGACUCCUUUGCUGUAACAAUUAGGGAUGCCAGAUCUUUUGAUGAAGGAGAAUACAAGUGCGUGGCUACCAAUGAGAUUGACUCAGCAUCCUGUGCGGCCACUCUAACAGUGCGAGUCGUAGCUAAGCCAGAAUUCAAGGACAAACUCAAAAGAGUCGAAGUGAUGGAAGGAGACUCUGCGCAAUUUGAUACUCGAGUAGUUGGUUACCCUGUGCCUGAGCUACAGUGGUUUAAAGGGAUUAGUAAGCUGAAGAGCGAAGGUCGAAUUGAGUUUAAAGAGAAUUCUGAAGACAAUAUGUUUUCACUUGAAAUCCGUGAUACCCAGCGUGACGAUGCUGGGAUGUACAAGUGUGAAGCCUCAAACGAAGGGGGUAAAACCACAUGCCGAGCGGACCUCAUAGUAAAGGAGAGGCUUUUCGCCCCCGAAAUUUCAGGAGACCAAUCUGAGGCUCCCCUUACUGUGACUGAAGGCGGAGAAGUUAGUUUGGAUGUCACAAUCAACGGAAAACCAAAACCUGACGUGAAAUGGUAUAAAGAUGACAAACCCCUUCGCGAGAGUACCAGACUAGACAUUAGAGCACGUGGAGAUAAACACUCUGUGGUGAUUCUUGGCAUCAGGGCGGAUGACUCCGGUGUUUACAAGUGUGAAGCUAAGAGUAAGAUGGGAACUGCCACCAGAACGUUUGAUGUCAGGGUACAAGCUGAGAGGCCUAAAGGAAGUGCCCCAGAGUUUACCUUUCCUUUGCAAUCAGUUGAAGCAUCCGAAGGGACCAAAGUGAAACUUUCCUGUACUCUGAAGGGGACUCCGCAACCAACCAUCCAGUGGCUUAAAGAUGGAGAACCAUUAGAGACCAACAAAGGAGUUACAGCUGACUUUGAUGGAGAACUUGCUUCUUUGUCAUUUAGUGCAGCGGAACUUGACGAUGAGGGUGAUUACAAAUGUAUUGCUCAAAAUGAGCUGGGUGCUGCAUCCUGCUCUGCAGAACUUCUCGUAAACGAAGCUGAUAGUAAACCAGAAUUUACCGAAGCUAUGAAGGACAUCGAAGUAGCUGAAAACAAAGAAGGAAGGUUUGAUGUGCGUGUAACAGGAUAUCCUAAACCAGCUGUGCAAUGGCUUAAAGGAGCUGACAAGAUCGAAGAUGCUGGAAAAUAUAUUUUAAUUGACGAUGAGGAAGAUGAUCUCUUCUCUCUUGUAAUUGACGAUGUUUCCCCAGAUGAAGCCGGUACUUACACCUGCAAAGUAACUAAUAACGUUGGAGAGGCCGUCUGCGAAGCUGAACUUAAACUAAAGGAGAGUAUAGCGGCCCCUGAAUUUGCUGACGAGGAGGAGACAGGCCCAAUCACAGCAGUUGAAGGUGGCGAGGUGACAUUGUCUGUUGCCGUAAAAGGCAAACCUCGUCCUGAUGUCGAGUGGUUCAAAAAUGAUAAGCCACUGAAAAAAACAAGUCGUCUGGACGUAAGAUCCCGAGACGACAAGUUCUCUUUAGUUGUUAUGAAUGUCUCACCAGAGGACUCUGGCCUUUACAAGUGUGUGGCUAGCAGCAGGGUUGGACGCGUUAUUAGAACAUUCCAAGUGAAUAUCGAAGCACCACAAGUUACACAGCCUUUAAAAGCAACGCAGAUUGUAGAGGGAAAUCCUGUAAGACUGAAAUGUCGCAUGACUGGAUCACCAGAACCCACGGCAGAGUGGUUAAAAAAUGGAGAACAAGUCGAACUUAGUCAAAGGAUCAAAGCUGAUGUAAUAGGCGAUAUGUGUCAAUUGUCCUUCGCUGAAACGCAAGAAGACGAUAGUGGAUCUUACAAAUGUGUCAUUAUAAACGAUCUAGGGUCGACUUUUUCAGAAGCAGAACUUGUCGUGACCAUACCAAUUGUAGCACCCAAAUUUAAGGAAAAGCUAAAAGGUUUACAGGUGAAUGAAGGCGAACAAGUUCAGCUUGAUGUACGGGUUAGCGGAAAUCCUACACCGAACGUUUCUUGGUUCCGUGGACCUCAAGCUAUCAUUAACGAAGGGCGAUUUAUUGUUAAAGCAGACGACGGGGAUGAAUUAUAUUCUCUAAUAAUUGAUGAAACAACUUUAGAUGACAGUGGUACUUACAAAUGUGUUGCGUCUAACGAGGCAGGAAAAGCCACAUGUCGUGGGGAAUUAGAAGUUAAUGAAAAGCUUACGGCUCCAGAAUUUGCAGGCGUGUUCAGUGACGCUCCAGUUAUCUUCAGAGAAGGGGAAGAAGUUUCGAUGGAAGUUACAAUACGAGGAAAACCUGCUCCUGACGUUGAGUGGUAUAAAGAUGAACUUAGUGUCAGAAAGUCAUCAAAUAUGACCACCCUGGUCAAAGGAGAGAAACAAACACUUCUCAUUUACAACGCCAAGCCAGCUGAUUCUGGAGUGUAUAAAUGUGUGGCAAAGAGUAACAUGGGAACAGCAAUGCGGACGUUUAACAUCACCGUAGAAGCCAAAAAACCCAAAGGCUCAGCGCCGGAGUUUUUCAAGCCUCUAAAGAAAAUAGAAGUUGUUGAAGGCAGUAGUGCUAAAUUAGAGGGCUGGGUUCAUGGAAAGCCAGAACCAAGUAUCGAAUGGUACAAAGACGAUGAACUUGUCACAUCUAAUAGACGAGUGAAAACCUACUUCGACUCGGAAGUUUGCAGACUGACAAUUUCUGAUACUGUUGCUGAUGACGAAGGGGAAUAUAAAUGUGUAGCAACCAAUGAACUUGGCAGUGUGUCGUGCUCCGCAGAGCUGCUUGUAAAUGAAGCUAUUAUAAUACCAGAGUUUGAGGAGAAAUUGAAGCACACUGAAGUUAUUGAGGGUGAUACCGCGCGAUUUGAUGUCUGCGUGGUUGGCAAUCCUAAGCCUGUUACCGAAUGGUCAAAGGGUGGAAAAGCUAUCGUCAGUGGAGGAAGGUUUAAAAUUGUGUAUUCUGAGGACAGCAAUGUACAUUCCUUAUUUAUUGAGAAUGUGUCAUUAGAUGACUUCGGAAGCUAUAAAUGCGUUGCGUCUAACGAAGCUGGAAGAAUGCAAUGUUCUGCACGGCUUGAUGUAAAAGAGAGACAGAUUGCGCCAGAGUUCUCCGAUGAAUACGGUGAUUCACCAAUAGAAGUUAAGGAAGGCGAUGAACUUAAGAUAAACGUGACAAUUCGGGGGAAUCCAAGUCCAGACGCAGAAUGGUUUAAAGAUGACAAGCCAUUUAAAAGAACAAGUCGCGGAAAUAUAUCAGCGCGAGGAAAUAAAUUUGGUAUCACAAUCUUCACUGUUACUCCCGAGGACUCUGGAGUAUAUAAAUGUGUUGCGAAGAGUGCUGCAGGUACAACGACUAAAACCUUCCAGGUUGAUAUCGAAGGCAAGAAACCUGCACCCAGAUUCACUCAACCGUUGGAAGAGACUCAAGCUACCAUCGGAGGGACAGCGAGACUGAAAUGUCGCCUAAAUGCCACAGCCAAACCUAAUAUUGAAUGGAAAAAGAAUGGUCAACCUGUUAGUGAAAACCGACGGGUGAAAACAGAGUUGGAGGGUGAACUCAUCUCACUGGUCAUCUCGGACGCUAGGUUUGAAGAUAGCGGAGAAUACCAGUGUGUUGUUAAGAAUAAGAGUGGAACUGCGUCUUGUAGUACGCGUCUUUUUGUGAGCGAAUCGACGAGUAAACCAGAGUUCAAAAAAGUGAUGAAUGAUCUGGAAUUACUAGAAGGAGAUGACGCCGUUUUUGAGAUUGCAGUUAAUGCCAAGCCCGACCCCAAGGUGCAAUGGUUCUUGAGAAAAAUGCCCAUCAAGAGUGAAGGAAAGUACACCAUCGAUGAAGACUCAGAGCGGCAGAGGUUUUCACUCACUAUAAGCGAUUGCCACACAGAGGACAGUGGUCAGUAUCGGUGCCUUGUAACAAACAGCGCUGGUGAAGUCGCGAGUUCAGCUGAGCUCAAAGUCAGUGAUAGACAAGUGGCACCCAGAUUUAUUCAAGGCACAGAGGAGCAGCUGUUUGAGGUUUGGGAAGGAGCUCCUGUCAAGCUUGUGGUGCAAGCCAGAGGGAAGCCCACCCCUCAAGUGGAAUGGUUUAAGGAGAAUCGCCUGGCUCGGAGAGUCAAGCGAGUUGAGCUGGAGACCGAAGAUGACCAGAGCAUUCUGUUGAUUCCCAAGGCAGUCCCAGAUGAUUCAGGGAAUUACCGAGUUGAAGCCACGAACUCCGCUGGAACAGCUGUCAAACCAUUUGUUGUUAAAGUCAAUGCUCAAAAGCUUGUUCUUAGACGAGAACCAGUUCCUGCCGGAGCUGUAAAACCAGAAUUCAUUCAGCGACUUCAGGACGUUGAGAUCGUUGAAGGGAGUGCUGCUAAGUUUGAUGUCCGUGUCAAAGGGACACCCGAGCCGGAGGUGGACUGGUACAAAGACAACCGUGUGAUACGUGAAGGCGGUCGAAUGAGAUUCUUGUUUGAAGACGACGGUUUGUGUUCACUGCUCAUAAGAGAGGCUGAAUCAUCUGACCGAGGGCGUUACAAGUGCGUGGCGAGUAAUCCAGCCGGCAAAGUUCAGUGCAGUGCAGAACUAUUCAUAGAGAGCCAUGGUUUUGAUUCUACCAGUGGCUCUGAUCACGAGAGACGUCUUUCACGAGAGUCAACUUUUGAUAUGCUGUCGGACGACACAGAAGAUGAAGUUGAAUCAUCCUCCUCAAGUGGUCCACCUAAGCUUCCUCCAGACAUAACGCUUGUGUUACGCAACCGUGACGUGAAGGAGGGUGGCGUGACAAAGUUUGCUUGUCGAGUGGUUAGCAGUAGUAGCGUGACUGCUGAGUGGUACAAAGAUGAUCAGCUUGUCAAUAAAUGGCCCCGCUUCACUUGUGAACGUGAUGAGGAUCUUUAUGCUUUGAACAUCACAGACGCCAAGAGGACAGAUGCAGGACACAUUCGAUUUGUGGCACGGAACGAGUUUGGUCAGGUUGAGAGCAAUGCAUACCUCAAUGUUGAACCUGACAUGGAACCUGAAUUCGAAGGAAACACACCAAGGUUUAUUCAGAAACUUAAAGAUGUUGAUGCAGUGCCCGGUAAAACGGCGAGACUGGAGUGCCGUGUGAUCGGCGACCCGCGGCCGGAUAUCCGAUGGUACAGAGAGAACGAACCCUUGCUCGAGGGAGGGAGGUACAAGUUUGAGGAUGAUGAUGACAGACAAGUGCUUGUCAUAGAUGACGUGUGCGGAAGUGACGAAGGCAUGUACAAGUGCGUGGCAAGGAACAGCGCCGGCAAGGCUCACUGCUCAGCAGAUUUGUAUAUAUUACAAACAGAUGACGAAGAGAGCGAAUCAGCUGGUGAACAAGAACUAGAGGAAGAGAAACGAAAACAACGUGUUUCUACGGAAGCAUCACCAGUGAUUGAGACCCUCAUCUCGCCUGAUUCAGCUCAGGUAGAGAAGUCAGAACCACCCUUGCCAACAACUCUAAAGACACAAUCCAAACCGGAGCCUCCAAAACCAAAAGAACGUCUCCGACAACCAGAAUUUAUUCUAAAGCUUCGAGAUAAGUCAGCGGUUGAAGGCAGCUCAGUUCGCUUGGCAUGUCGGGCCAUGGGAACACCGGAACCUGGAUUCCAGUGGUACAAGGAUGGCGAACCAAUUAGCGCAGGAGGACGGUUUGACAUCAACCAAUCAGUGAGCGGAUUUACGCUUGUGAUCAAAGAAUGUCAGUUGGAAGACUCCGGUGAAUAUCAAUGUGAAGCCACAAACAAAGUAAGCAGCGUCAGCACCUCCGCUAAAGUCACUAUUACAGCACUCUCCAAACCUCGUCAAGAAGUAACGGUUAGUCCAAAAUUUGAACAGAAUUUCACUGAGACAAAAAUCACUGAGGGAGAGGACAUUAAACUGACAGCUAAGGUGUCGGGUAAUCCAGUCCCAGAUGUGAUAUGGCAGAAGGGAGGCAAGCCAAUCAGAGAAGGCCGUCGAAUUAAGAUUGACAAGAGCAAAAAUGGGGUGCAUUCACUUCGUAUACCCCGUGCACAGGCUGAUGAUGGAGGAGAGUACACGUGCAUAGCAAGAAACAAGGCAGGGGAGGCUUCAUGUUCUGCUAAGCUUACUGUUGAAGCUCCCAAGCCAGAAAUCAAGGAGGGUGUUAUGUCACUUCCUAAGAAGCCAGUUGACGAGGACAUUGUAGUAAUGGCCACAGACAUUCCAGUGUCGCGUGAACGUGAGCUUGAGAGUGGUACUCCUGCGACCCCUCCUAAGUUUGAUCAGACGAUGCAGACAGCAGAAGUUGUAGAAGGAAGCGCGGCGCGAUUUGAUGUCACGGUCACUGGAAGCCCUGUCCCGAAAGUACGCUGGCUAAAGGAUGACAAACUGCUUGAGGAGAACCGAAAAAUCCGGUUUGAUGAGGAUGACGACGGAGUGUUCUCCCUAUUUGUUAAUGAUGUUGUUGUAGACGAUGAGGGUGUGUACAAGUGUGAAGCAACAAAUGUCAAAGGAGAAGUGACCUGCAGCGCAGAGCUAAUAGUAGAAGGCCUUGAAGAAUCAACAGGAGAUGAGAGUGAGGAAACUUCGGAAGAUGAGUUACAGUCCAAGGAAGAACUUCCAAUAAAGGAGGCGCCGAAACCUACUGACAAGAAAGUGGCGCCCCCACCUGCACCAAAACCAAAGCCUGCAGUUAAAUCAGUUCCAAAACCGGUUUUCUCAUCAGAGCUUCAAGACAAACAGGUUAAAGAAGGAGACAAUCUGACGCUAGACGUUCGAGUACCACUCGAGUGCAAAGCCGAGGUCACGUGGUACAAAGACGACCACGCUCUGAAAGAGGACCAUCAUAUUGCCAUUAUCUCCGCUGGAGAGAUGCAAGCAGUUAACAUCUUCGAUGUGUCAGUCAAAGAUGAGGCGGUCUACCGUUGUGUUGCCGCCAAUGAUGAUGGAUCAGUUUCUACUGAUUGUGAAGUGCUUGUUGAAGAGAAAGUCAAAGUUCCCCAAACAGUAAUGAACCGCGGUCGCCUUUCCCAAAUGGCGCCCGAAUUUGUUCAAGAAUGUAGCGACCUGUGUGUGGUAAAGAAUUCCACUGCACAACUAGAAAUAAUAGCCGCUGGCAGCCAACCACUGCAGAUUCGAUGGUUUAAAGACAACGAGCCGAUCAAGUAUGGAAAGCGGUUGAAGUUGUCGUCUGAUGGAGAACAUUGCUCGCUCAAGAUUUCUCCUAUUGAGAUUCAGGAUCAAGGAAUUUACAAGUGUGUUAUAUCUAAUAAGGCUGGAACCCAGUCCUGCGAGGCCAAGUUAACAGUGGGAGAAUCGGUAGACUUUAAAGAAAGUACCGAUGGCACAGCCCCAGGUUCCCCAGUGGCAAAGCGGCCAUCCAGGUCAAAGAGUGGUGCUAAACCGACUAUUGUCUCUCCACUGGAGGAUAUUGAAGUUAAUGAUGGAGAAAAUGUCACUUUAGAGGUGACUUCCGGUCCUGAACCCAUUGACAACAUCGAGUGGUUCAAAGACAAUGACCUCAUCCGCUCUCAGCCUCGGUUCACUCAGUCAUCAGCGGGCGAGCAACACACCUUGGACAUUCAGUCAGUCACUGUCGAUGACGAAGGAAUUUAUAAAUGUGUGCUGCUCAAUAGCUGGGGCAUUGCUUCGUGUUCGGCUGAAGUCCUAGUGGAAGAAUCAAUGUCAGAAUCUUCAUCCCAAGAUGACGAACAACUUGAAAAGUUUAACGCCCGUAUGGAACGUCGGAGAUCACGUGACAGUGUCUGCGAGCCAGAAUUCCAACAAGAGCUUAGCAACAGCGAUGUCUUUGUUGGGGAUACUGUAUACUUUACUGUCAAGUCAAGGGGCAUACCGGAACCGAAAGUCUCAUGGUACAGGAACGGAGAGCUCGUGAAGGAAGACUCUCGAGUGAAGUUUAUCAAAGAUUCGCAGAGUGGAAACUAUUCCCUUCUUAUCAACAAAGUGACCGUGGAGGACGAGGGCGAGUAUCGUUGUGUGGCUUCCAACAUGGGGGGAUCUGUUGCCUGUCAAGCAAAACUUUUGGUUAAAGGGCAUAAUCAAGAUGAAGCGCCUUCAUUCACAGCGCCGCUGACCGAUCGCUCUAUCGAAGAUAGCAGUGCAGCUAGGUUUGAUGUGCGUGUGCGCGGAAAACCUGCUCCAACAGUCUCUUGGUAUAAAGACGGAAAAGAGAUCAGUGAUGAACAGUUUCCACACAUCAAAGUUUUGCAGGAGGAAGACUUGUUCUCUAUUCUGAUAACAGAAGGCAAGUUUGAAGAUGCUGGAACGUAUAAAGUGGUCGCCAAAAACGUUCUGGGAGAAGUGUCUUCUACUGGAAUGUUAUUUGUUGAAGGAGCCGAUCAGCUGCCACCCUUUGCUGGAGGAAAACCUCCGCGUAAGAACUCAGGCCUCUCAAGAGUUGAAGAGGUUCUGACGCUCAAGCUGUACACAGCCAUUGAGGACUUCUAUUCGGAAGAGACUGGAAACAAAUUUCUUAAGAGGGGCGACAAAGUUGAAGUACUAGAUACAAGCCGACCUGAGUUCUGGCUGGUCAGACGAGUGUCACGUGGGUCAGAGAUUGGAUUUGUACGUCACACAUGCCUGAAAAGAGACGAAGACGGGGAUGAAACCACAGACGCACCGGUGAUAGGAGAGAAACAAAAGUUUGUAUGUAUCACCAACUACACGGCCCAGUCCCCCGAUGAGGUCUCGGUAAAUGAGGGUGACAUGUUAGAGAUCCUUGACGACGUAGGCAUGGAGAACUCGAUGGUCUGCGUUAUUCCUACCGGCGCCGUCGGGUGGUUACCAAGGGUCUUUAUCAUAAGGGCCCCUGAAGAGGAUGUGAAGAAGGCCCCAAAGACUGCUAAAGGGAAAGAGAGGGAAGCACUUAAUCAGCGAGAAUUCGUGCUUAACGAAUUGAUAGAAUCUGAAAGGCAGUAUGUUAACGACCUUCGAACUGUUGUUGAGAGUCACCUAGCUGAACUUGAUGCUGCUGAUAUUCCUGAAGAAGUUGUUGAACAUGAGGAUGUUGUGUUUUCCAAUAUCAAGGAAAUAUACGGAUUUCACACAAGACUAUUCUUGCACGAACUGGAGGCUUGUGCAAAGAGUCCAGAUGACGUUCCAAAGGUUAUUGUACGACACAAACCAAAAUUUGAAAUGUACAUCAAGUUCCUCGAGGGAAGGCCGCUGGCAAACGAAAAGCUGGAGAGUGAGAAAACGCAAGAGUUUUGGACGGAGUUCCAAGAAGACACGAAAGAUGCCAUCUCUCUCUCAGAGUACCUUAAAAAACCAGCACAGCGCCUUGAUGAAUACGUCCUGCAUCUUAAGGAAUUGCUCAAGUUCACUGUACGUGCGAAUCUGCAGCAUUCGGAUUUUCAGACGGCUCUUGAAUUCCUAGCCAGUCUAUCCCGACGAGGAAAUGAAGCAGCACAAAAAUUCCACAUCGAAGGAUAUAAUGGUGAGGUUCCUCUUGAAAAUCUAGGGAGACUAAUCCGCCAGGAGGUGGUCUUAUUCUGGGAAGAGAAAGCUCGAGGAAAAGGAAAAGAACGGGACUUGUUCUUGUUCGAGAAAGGAAUCGUCAACACGAAAAGAAAAGAAGGAGGAAGAAAAUUCAUCUUUAAAAACAUGCUGAAGCUGACAAGUGGUAAUGUUGGUCUGACUGAACAUGUUGAAGGAGGUGCCCGUCAGUUCAUGGUGUGGGUGGGUACCUCCAUGGCCACUGCUCUUGUACUUCACACAUUUGAGACGAAGACCGAGUGGUCCAAACAGGUCUGGGUUCGUGAAAUCAAAAGGCUGUUACAUCUGAGUGAAAAAUCAUUAAACACUGCUGUUACACCAUCUCUGGUGUUUGGUGAACUUGAAGUUCAAUUGCCAAGUACUUCAGCCACAGAAGGGAACCUGGUGACCACAGUCAAAGAAACUAUCACUAGUCCCUCUUACUCGCGUUUGAUCGCUGAGCUCGAAAAACAGUAUGUGGCCAUCACACCACCGGACUCACCUGAACCUCAAAGCCUGAACAUUCAACUAGGAGGCACCUACCACUUGUCGGAAGAAACACUGGAACGAGAUACACGCGAGCGCGUAAUCGGCCGCGGUGAACAAGUACGAGUGCUCCGCUCAGGCCGAGAUCUCUACUUCGUGCAAACCGUCAAAGAUGGAGAAACCAAAGAGGGCUGGGUUCCUGGAAGCUGGUUGCUAGAAAGAGGUUUUGACGACCAGAUUACAGGCGCCCAAGUCCAGGUUGAGCUGGAAGCUGGUUUAGAAGAUGAUAUUGCACAAGAUUUGAGUUCAGAAGCGUCUGAACCGGAGCUGCAACGGCUCAAAGAAACUGGGGAAGGUAAAUAG